AUGGUGAAGAUCGUGACCGUGAAGACCCAGGCGUACCCGGACCAGAAGCCCGGCACGAGCGGGCUGCGGAAGCGGGUGAAGGUGUUCCAGGGCAACGCCAACUACGCGGAGAAUUUCAUCCAGAGUAUCGUCUCCACGGUGGAGCCGGCGCUGCGGCAGGAGGCCACGCUGGUGGUGGGCGGGGACGGCAGGUUCUACAUGCAGGAGGCCAUCCAGCUCAUCGUCCGCAUCGCCGCCGCCAACGGGAUUGGCCGCUUGGUUAUUGGGCAGAAUGGAAUCCUCUCCACCCCUGCCGUUUCCUGCAUCAUUCGAAAGAUCAAAGCCCUUGGUGGGAUCAUCCUGACAGCCAGCCACAACCCUGGAGGGCCCAACGGAGAUUUUGGAAUCAAAUUCAAUAUUUCCAAUGGAGGCCCUGCUCCUGAAGCAGUAACUGAUAAGAUUUUCCAAAUCAGCAAGACAAUAGAAGAAUAUGCAAUUUGCCCUGACCUCAAAGUAGACCUUGGAGUUCUGGGAAAGCAGCAGUUUGACCUGGAAAACAAGUUCAAACCUUUCACAGUGGAAAUUGUGGAUUCGGUGGAAGCGUACGCUGCGAUGCUGAGGAACAUCUUUGAUUUCAGCGCCCUGAAAGAACUGCUUUCGGGUCCAAACCGGCUGAAGAUCCGCAUCGAUGCCAUGCACGGAGUGGUGGGGCCGUAUGUAAAGAAGAUCCUCUGCGAAGAGCUCGGUGCCCCUGCCAACUCGGCAGUCAACUGCGUUCCUCUGGAGGACUUCGGAGGCCACCACCCUGACCCCAACCUCACCUACGCCGCUGACCUGGUGGAGACCAUGAAGACAGGAGAGCAUGACUUCGGGGCUGCCUUUGAUGGAGAUGGGGACCGAAACAUGAUUCUGGGCAAGCACGGCUUCUUUGUGAACCCUUCGGACUCCGUGGCUGUCAUUGCUGCCAACAUCUUCAGCAUUCCGUACUUCCAGCAAACAGGGGUCCGCGGCUUGGCACGCAGCAUGCCCACCAGCGGGGCCCUGGACAGGGUGGCCAAUGCUACAAAGAUUGCUUUGUAUGAGACCCCCACUGGUUGGAAAUUUUUUGGGAAUUUGAUGGAUGCCGGCAAACUGUCCCUCUGUGGGGAGGAGAGCUUCGGGACCGGUUCUGAUCACAUUCGUGAGAAAGAUGGACUCUGGGCUGUCCUUGCCUGGCUCUCCAUUCUAGCCACCCGCAAACAGAGUGUGGAGGACAUUCUCAAAGAUCACUGGCAGAAGUAUGGCCGGAAUUUCUUCACCAGGUACGAUUACGAGGAGGUGGAGGCCGAGGGCGCCAACAAAAUGAUGAAAGACCUGGAGGCCCUGAUAUCUGAUCGCUCCUUUGUGGGGAAGCAGUUCCCAGUGGGUGACAAAGUUUACACCGUGGAGAAGGUCGACAACUUUGAAUACAGCGAUCCAGUGGACGGAAGCAUUUCGAGAAAUCAGGGCUUGCGGCUCAUUUUUACAGAUGGUUCUCGCGUCAUCUUUCGACUGAGUGGCACCGGGAGUGCAGGGGCCACCAUUCGACUGUAUAUCGACAGCUAUGAGAAGGACAUCGCCAAGAUCCACCAGGACCCCCAGGUCAUGCUGGGCCCCCUGGUGUCCAUUGCUCUGAAGGUCUCCCAGCUCCAGGAAAGGACGGGGCGCACCGCACCUACCGUCAUCACCUAA
Pipistrellus nathusii (Nathusius's pipistrelle) is the source of this 1689-nucleotide messenger RNA. The record is from the annotation of a GenBank genome assembly. Lineage: Eukaryota; Metazoa; Chordata; Mammalia; Chiroptera; Vespertilionidae.